This is a messenger RNA of Dentiscutata erythropus, 814 nucleotides long. Lineage: Eukaryota; Fungi; Glomeromycota; Glomeromycetes; Diversisporales; Gigasporaceae. The record is from the annotation of a GenBank genome assembly.
AUGACGUGUUCGCUACAACGUAAGAACAAGGAAUUCAGCUGCGUCCAAGCAACAUGGGACUAUCUUGAACAAAACAAAUGGCGUUUCCAAAAACAUAUUUCAAUCAAUGAUAAUUCUUUGCAUGCAAAAUUCAUGUAUAUCUUGAUCGAGAUACUUCACUUCUGUCGUUUUUACAAGUUAAAAGAUCUGGUAAAGAAAUACGAAAAGAUCUCGAAGGAGAUUGAUGAUUCUCAAGAGAAAGACCAAUUUGUGAUCGAUCUUUCGUUAAAAUACAGUCAAUAUCAGUUCAAACCGCAUCUUUAUGCGGAUUAUCCUAGGUUGUUAAUCAAGAUCGCAGAGUUGGAAUUCUAUUACAAAGUGAUAGGAGAUCAAGCAAAAAAAAGAAAAGUUUCUGUGCCCAUACGUAACAAACAGACAAAAAAUCAAGCUAGACUACAACUACCAAGAUGGAUAAACAGGGAAUUCAAAUCGAUAAUGAAAGAAGAGUAUAAUCUUGAAGCUAUAGAACGAAAAAUCAAUUUACAUGAUCCAACACUCUAUCAAGUAUUCUUAGAAGAAAUUGCGUGUAUCUUAGUACAAUGCGAAAAGUACAAGAUGAAAAAAUCAAAUUGUGUCUAUGUAAAGUAUCAAAAGAUGCGUGAUGAUAUCUUUAAAGCGGAAGACAAGAACCAAUUAGUAAAAAAUUUAGCAACAUCAAGACACUUUCACAAAUUUGAUCCAUAUUUGUUUCAUCAUAAACCAAAGUUAAUUUCGCCCAUAUUCAGAUUAGAAACACUUUUUAAAGAACUUUUAAGACAAAAUAGCAUAGAAAGAC